Messenger RNA from Drosophila eugracilis, 2587 nucleotides. RefSeq lists its product as uncharacterized. The record is from RefSeq and is a predicted model, not a curated record. The transcript has 5 exons. NCBI's taxonomy places the organism in Eukaryota, Metazoa, Arthropoda, Insecta, Diptera, Drosophilidae. The coding region runs from base 383 to 2020 and encodes 545 amino acids.
CAGACGUUGCCGAGAUAUAUAGUAAGCCGCAGCUACAAUCCCCCUGAUCGGGCCAACUCGAAUCGGUGAAAGAAAGUGGAGAGUGAAAUUUUUGGUGUGCGCUCCAAACCGCUGAGACGAAUGCCGAUGACAAAACAAACGUGAAGCGAAACGGUUCGAAAUCGAAGUCGAAGUCGAAAAAGUGCGGCGGCCAAAGUGCCAAUUGCAAGUGACCAAGUGAAGAAAGUUGGUGUAAAGAGGAGACAGCGUUGAAGAAAUAUAACGAAAAAAUAAAAAAAACCCGAGGACGUCAUCGGUAAAAGUGAAUUUUGAUCUUGAUUAGCCGCCCAGCUAAUCCAAGGCCCAAUUUAAGCUAAUCCAACGUAAAACACAGCUGCUCGAAAUGAAGGUCUUCAGACUGAGUCUUCUGCUGGUGGUCGCCCUGCCCUUGAUGUGCCACGGCCUCCCCGCCACUGAUAAAUCCCUCUCACUGGAGGACACAGAUCUGGACAAUGAACCGGGCGAGAGUGUGAAAGAGUCACAAGUCCAAAAGCGUUCCGGCAGCUUCGACUAUGUGGCACACCUGAAAUCCGGCCUGCUGUCCGGAAUUGGCCAGGCCUCAGCAUCGAUCGCCUCAGGCAGUUCCGGCGGAAGCAGCGGGGGCGGGGACAGCUACAAGUCCCACGAGAUUGUUGUCCAUGGAAACUCGGUGGACUACGACCCUUGGUCAUUCAAGAAGUCCGUGCUGAACACCAUCUUCCAGGCGGUCAAGGCCAUCACCGGUGGGGUCACCGCACUCAAGGGUCAGCUGAUCAAGGGCAGCGGCUAUGCGUUGAGUGCGGGUGGCAACCUGGUGGCCGCCGGCGGAGACAAGGUCACCGACGUGGGCAAAUCGAUCAUCAACUCUGCGCACAUCAACUCCCAUACCUACGCCACUAGUCACUCCUCCGGCGGCGGCGGUCUGUUCUCUAAGCUAACCUCCCUGUCGGGUGCCUCCUCUGGCGGCAGCAGCGGUCACAAGGCCGUCUCCGCUCCCGUCCUGCAUCACGAGACGAUCACCACAUACGAGAUACCCACCGGCCACGCCAGCUACGGUCCGCCCUCGAAGCCGCCGUCCUACAGCAGUGCCACCCACCAGUAUCUUCCGCCGGUGGGCGGUGCCAGCUACAGCGGCGGAGCGCCCUUCAGCGUUAGCCACCCGGCGGCCUUCGAGUCGCCACCCAGCAAUUACCUGCCAUCGGCCUAUGGACAAGAUGCGGCCAGUGCAAAUAGCAAUGACUUUAACAUCUAUGGACGCCACACCAAACUGUCGGAUGAGGAAGCCCGCAAAGCGGCUCUGCAGCUGCAGGAAAUCCUAAGCUUACUGCCCAAUGGCAAAACCGAGUAUACUGCCUCGAAAACAGUGGCUUUGGAUACUAAUGCGCCCACGGGAACGGGCUUGGAACAGGCAGAGAUUUAUAAUAGCUAUGGCCUACCGCUGCCCAAUAACCUAGGCACCUUGGAGUCCCUGUCGCACACGGAAUCCAUAACUGCUGCCUAUAAUCCCGCCUCUAAAAAUCCCGCUGAUGUGUACCAUCAAAUGGCCAAGCGUCCAUCCGCUGAGGAACUUUACAUUCAGAAGCAUCCGAAUGAGGGCUACGACUAUCCACCACCUGCUGCAGCUGCACCACCACCACCUCAAGCUGCCGGGGAUUACAGGGUGGAGAAUUAUCAUGCCAGCAAGAGUAACGCCCUCAAGGAUCUGACGCCCAUUAUAGCUGCCUUGGAGGUGGCCAAACGGAAGGGUAACAGCCGUGGCACGGGACCCGUCUACUCCAUCGAGAAGCAGGUGCACAAGCAGUCACCACACUUCCAGUACCUUCCGCCAGUGGUGCAGAAGUCCAAGUACGUGUACAGUGCACCACCGAGCCACCAAGGGCACAGCGGUGGUUAUAAAGUGCGUCGCCACGUGGCCGGUGGCAAGCAUCCGAAGCGCGUCUUUCGGCCGCAGGACUACGAAAUACAGGACCCUCUGAUGUUCAAUCGCCUUUUGGAGGUCUAACCGGAUAGCCUGUAGUCCUUAGCUUAUAGCCCUCUAAGUCAUGUUCAGCAUUUACCUAUAACUUAUUUAUGUUCUCGUUAUCGCAAUCAUUAAUCGUAAUUAAUUAUUUAUUGAGCUUCCCAAAUUAGGUUUGCAAUAAAGCGAGCCAAAAAUAUUGCAUCCAAAAAUUUAAGCACAGCAUGCUACAGAAAAAUAUACCCAGCACCACCAAUCAUCCACUUUCUCCUCUCGCACACCCACUUUCCUGCGCUGUUGCACCACUCAAGUAUAGAAUCGGGAACCCUUUUCUCACCUCUCAUCGAUCUCUUUGCAGUCUACCAACAGUAGAGGACGAUGAGGAAGCUGUGGACCACGCCUAUUUCGUUUACAGCACAGUCCAUCUCCACGUAUCCUAGAGUUAGUCAAACCGUUCCUGCCUAUUCCGAAUCUAUUUGCUGUCACUCCCUAUCAUUCUAUAUACAUUUCUGAUCUGAAGAACCCGUUCUCUUCCCAGAACUGCAGUUCGCAUUGAUUGAACUUCCCCAUCUUAAGUUUAAGUAUUUAAAUUAAAUAAAUCGUUGAAUACAA